This is a messenger RNA of Dryobates pubescens (Downy woodpecker), 4381 nucleotides long. RefSeq names its product G protein regulated inducer of neurite outgrowth 2 (gene GPRIN2). The record is from RefSeq and is a predicted model, not a curated record. Gene Ontology annotation, biological process: neuron projection development. The transcript has a single exon. The coding region runs from base 7 to 1809 and encodes 600 amino acids. Gene Ontology annotation, cellular component: plasma membrane. Lineage: Eukaryota; Metazoa; Chordata; Aves; Piciformes; Picidae.
UUUGCCAUGUCAGCUGACAGCCACCAUCUCCACACUCCUUCUUAUGAGGAUUCACAGAGCUCUACUUGUCACAAACUCUUGAAUGUCAACAGCCACCCCCUGUCAAAGAGCUCCUCAAAUCUGGCCUGUACUGAAAAAUCAAGGUUAGAGGAAAGGCAAAGCAACAAACAGGAGCUGAAGAAAAGCCAUAGUAGCACCAUCUGCCAUACCCUGAGGAACAAGAGUGAUGCAAGGAAUGGGGCAAGUACUGAAUGGUCCUUCUCACAGCCUGAGAUGAUGGGACUUGGAUCAAUGGUCCAAACCGUAAGUGACCAAUCAGCCAAUGACAAUUCACAGAGCAGAACUAUGACUACGAACCAUUUUCUUACCACUGAACACUCCACAGCAUCCUGGGAGGCAGGGGACACCAAAAUGUGUGUGAAGAGCAGUACUGUUGAGAAUGUUUCUUCAGCCUGCAUUGCUAGCCAGCAAAGCAUGUGCAAAAUGGAAGAACCAGGAACAUCCCUUCAGAGAAGCCACUCAGACCUAACUUGCAGCUGCAAACAGCAGAUUUGUGUCACUCAUAUAGAAACCAGUGCUACUCACUCCAGUCUGAGCAUUCCUAGCUGCCCACACGGCCCUCCAAUGGCCUGGAUGUCUAUUCAAACACAGAGAUGUGGAUCAGAAGCAAAUGAAAAUACAUCUCACUAUCAAAACCUUGUCACUCAUUAUCCAGUUCUACCUAGAGACCAAAAAGUACCUACAAAUAGCUUUGACAGCAGUAGUGUUCCUCGAAACACUACUGUUUACACAGAUCCUGGAGUAUUUCAUACUGCUGUUCUAGGACCCCACAUGCCUGGAAAUGAUUUCUCAAACAGGACAGUGUUCAGUCAAGCCACUGGGAUUAUUCACAGUGGUCUGACUUACGGUAAUAUCCCAAACUCUGCAUACUCCCCCAUGGUGAUAACAGUUCAUAACAACUCUGCAGGGCCCUGUAAUGUAAGGCAGGACCCUUGCAUGAAAGUAGAUGCCACCAUCCCUGCCUAUUGCCAUUCUUUGCCCAUACCAUCAAUACAACUUGUUCCACGGUUGGUGUGCUCAGUUAGUGAGUCAGGAAGAGAGCAGGCAACAUCGGGCUACUUUCAUUCAUUUUCUACAUCAGACAUUCUAACAUAUCCUAAGCUGGUAUCUUCAGUAAGUGAGUCAGGCCUGGAUGCCAAGAGAGUCCUGAAGUGCUGUAGUGUUCCUGGAGAACAACUGCAAAAUGCUCAACAGUGUUCCCAGCAGGAGAGAGCUGCUCCAGAACCAAAGGCUGCCUGUGUUGCUUUCAGUAGCCAGCAAGGUGCAGACAUAAUGACAACCAAGGAUAUGUGGACGAUGACCUCUAUGAAUGAUUUAACCAAAGGACUGAAACCAGCUCUUGAGUGUAGAGAUGCUGAGGUACAAACUCUUCCAACCAUGGAAUGCAAAUCUGUGGCAACAAGCCCAGCAGCUGCAGCAGAGGGGCACACACAUGUGUUUCCAGAGGUGAACCUAGAGCAAGACUUGGAAGCCCUCAAAUCUCCAGUACGUGAAGUGAGAUGGGAUGAUGAAGGAAUGACAUGGGAAGUGUAUGGGGCAUCUGUGGAUCCAGAAGUCCUUGGGUUAGCCAUUCAAAAACAUCUUGAGAUUCAAAUAGAACAAUUCCAGACCGAGCCUGCCGAGGUGCCUGAGAAAAGGAACGAGGAGCCACCUUCUGAUAAAACGGGGAAAAAGAAGCCGUUCAGAACGAUGAUGCAUUCCCUGAGAUAUCCAAGCUGUUGUGCUCGUUCCAGCACUGCAGUGGAAUGAGCACAGAUGUAGGACAUUGGACAGCUGUGCUGCUUUUAAACUGUAAAUAAAUGUUCACUCUUAAGUGUUAACACAGUACAUCUGGACAAGCCACUACUUCAGGAUAAGUGGGAAAAACAAGGAAUAACCCAUGGCUGGGCCAUAUAACAAAGGGUGCAAAGCUGUAGCUACAUCAUGCCCAUCUGAAUGCUCUUGAGUGUAUUUAAUGUAGCACUUUUUUAUUCCUCUAUCUUAAUUUUAAAUCCUAUUGCAAGGACUGAGACUUCUUUUCUAAAUGAUAUGUCUUUUUAAAAUAAUGAUGACUGGUCCCUGUAUUUUAAAUAACAUAGGGUUAGAAAACAAAGUUAGAAAAUGCUCCUUUAAUCAAAGUUCCUAUCUUUCAAUCAUGCUCCCUUAAACUAUUUUGGCAGUUAUUUUACUGUUAGUUUAUAUUAAUGCUGACUCUAAGUCUGCUUUAACUGUACAGAAAAUUGCAAGAUAGUGCAAUGCUUCAUGACAAAGAAUUUAAACAUUUGCUACAUAAUUCUGUGAAGAAAUUUCAGGACUGCUGGGCUGAAAUCUUCCCUUUGCAAGCCGGUGUACAGCUGCAGGAUGCUCCUGCAACUUUCAGAGUAGUUUGUAGCUCUGAUGAAUUCUACUGUAAAUGUCCAGAACUGAUGUUUACCAAGUGAUUGACACUAAUGUACAAUAUUACCAAAGAUGACUCAUGUAAUGUGAAUUUUGCUUAUUGAAUGCUUGUUCUAAAUACAUGAAAAAAGGCUGUUCAGAUUAGUCUGUCACCCCAUUAUGCCCUACAAAUCAUAAGCAGUUUUGGUUUGGUUGCAUUUAAAGCAAUUCCCAGUGAGUUCUUUUUGUGUGCACCUGUCCUGAACAGUGGUGAUUUUGUUAUUGCAUAAACCAUUAGCAACUGUUUGCAUGUAACCUCUGCUCCUCUUGUGUUCCCUCUCUGCUCUGACCUCGUGUCUGCUGAAAGUGUGACACCAGAGUACAGCUCUAAAGUUAUUUGUUCCAAGUGCCUUGGUCAUAUGGGCAGCUUAAAGAAGCCUUUUUCUUUGCAAAUAACUUUGCAGGGAGAAAACUUUUCUGAUACUGUAGUGCAACCCUGGUGCAGGGCCUGUUAGAAGUGAAAGAUUUGUUAAGGAAGCUGAGACUAUUUCCAGUGUCACAUGUGGCCUUUGGUCAAUGUCUUGGAAAAUAUUUCUUGAGGAAACUAGGAAUAUUUCUGAUGAAGAAAGAGGAGGAACAUUGAUUUCUGUCUCAAAGGAAAAUGUUCAGCAUCAGAGAACUCAUUGCUGUGGAAUUAUCCAUUCUUCCUUUAAAUGUGUGUGGUCAUGCUUUUAUAGUUUUCUUUUCUAUUCCAGUAAGUUAGUGGGCUGUCCACAUGAUGUUCACCUGGCAUUUAUAUAUGAACAGGAGCCCCUGGUGCUUAGAACAGCUUUAGAAUCUCAGGUAGAAGAUCAUAGUCUCAUCAUAGAAUCAUAUGAUGGCUUAGGUUGGAAGGGACCUUAGACAUAUCUACUCCAACCUCCCUGCUACGGUCAAGGAUGCCUCUCAACUACACUCAGCUGCUCAAGGCCUUAUUCAACCUGGCCUUGAACACUCCCAGGGAGGAGGCAUCCACAAUCUCCCUGGGCAGCCUAUUCCAGAGUCUCACCAGCCUCAUACUGAAGGACUUCUUCCUAAGAUCCAGUCCAAAAUCCUUAAAUAUAGAACCUGCUACUUGGAAUGCACUGUGAUGCAGUAAUUUAAUAACAUAGAGUAGAUAAUUACCAAAUUUUCUUUCCCAGCCAAAGCAGAAUUAAGCAGAGCUGGCUCCUGUGAAGCUGGGUUUGAGUUCAGGAGGCUUCAUUCAGGCCCUGGGACUUCAGCCUCAGGGAAGUCUGAACUCAUUGUGUUUUAUACAAACCAAGUGUGAAACCAUUGGAAUAUGAUGCCUUACUCAGGAUGCCUCUAUAGCUGUGAGCAUCCAAGUUUUGAUGUUGAUCCUAGAUGUUAAAUUUCCUCUUAUUACUAGAAGAAGGUAAUGAGUAACUAAAAAAGUCACUUCUGCUGUUCUUUAGUGUUGAGCAAAACAGUUUCUAUAUGGGCUUAUUUUAUGAUCCACAGUGUCAUAAGCAGUACCAAAUGUUGGUUUCUACCUUUUUUCAAGUACUAUGCUUCAAGAAUUUUAAUCAUGAUAGUGGUCUAAACCCUUGUGUUGUCCAUUAGCUUGUCUUUGGGUGUGUGGGAGAAUUAAAGACUUGAACAGUAAAACUGAGGCUUUAAAAUAGCAAGUGUACCUUGCUCCUGUGACCAUCAUAACCCAUACUUUUAAGCUAUCUGACAUGCGCAAUAAUCCUGGUUCUCUUUCUCACCACUCUCAACAAGCACCCCUCCAAAACAAAGCCCCUACUUCUAGGUAGAUGAUAAAAUAGAACCAGUAUUAAACUGGUUUGCUGAAGGGACUAAACUAAUACUGUGAAGUCCCUUGAGUGCUGUGGCUGUUGUAUACCCUAAAAGCUGGAACAACUCAUAUUUCACAGGGCUCUGGUAUGAAUUACCAAAGGUUUAUGCAUUGUUACGGAUUUGUUUU